GGAAUCCCGAGAGAAUAAAUAUCGAGAAAUUCUAGGUUCUAAGAUGCUCGGGAAUCAUACGUGUGAUAACAAUUGAUGACAGUUAUCGAUCAUCGCAAUCCCAUGUGUUGUGAUUGCCGACUGUUUUGAUAUUCGGCAAAUCGGAUUUAUUCCCACUUCGGAUACCUGCCUACGUUAUCGCGGAAUAUUCGCGAAACUGUUUCGCAGUAAUUGGAAUCUAGGUAUCAGUGUCCGUUUGCCGAGUUAAUAAACCGCGUAUAGUUUCAUACCUGUGCGAUUGAUUCGCUCCGAUUAAUAUGAAAUGAAAAUUAAUCUGGUUCAUCGAUGAUCUCCCCGAUUGAACAAACUGGUUUGCUUAUGUGAAACAAAUUGAAGAAAAAGUUGAUUACAAUAAACCUCGAGUCUUACUCGGAUCACACCACGUUCCAGCAGAGAAAAAAUAGAAGAUAUACUCACUGAGACAAAAGCUCACUCAUUAACAAGAUAUCGUCGGAGGUAGGAGGGGUUGUUGUGAGUGAUGUAGAAAAAAUGACGUCACUGGCCGGAAAAUUACUUUCAAAAUCAAAACCCGCUGUAAAACCGUCGUCGUCGACGUCGGAAAAGGACGAAGAUGCGGCGAAGGCGAGUAAUCUGAGCGAAAAGCAGCUGAAACAGGAAGAGAACGAGAAACGAAAGGGUAAAAAAAAAUUGGUCAAAAAGAAGGGCGAUACGAGGAAGCGAAAUUUGAACGACGAAGCUACAGCUACGGUGUCUACGUCGCAAUCAAUCGGAAUUCACAAGUCGCGGGAAGACGGAAAUAAUUUUGUAGAAAACGUAGCGACGGUGUUCGGAAAAAUGUCUCUGAACGAUAAACCCUCGAAAAAGGUUGGCGGAAAAUCAUCGGGUACGAAGUAUAGUGAAACGGAAAAUCGCGCGGAGUCGAAGGGAAAAUUAGCGACUGCCGGAAGGGAGGAGAGCGAGAACAAAGUCGGUAAAGAAUCAGGUGAGAAAUCUGUAGCGUCAGUAACCGAAGUCGUAAAAUUUAACGAAGCUCUGAAAACCGAUAUCGAGCCGGAGGGAGAAUCGACAACGAAAAAUCGAAAUUCGGUAAAUUACAAUACGUGUGGAAAACAAUCUCGUGCUAUUACGGAGGAAGAGAAAAAACGCAAACUUCGAGAGGCUGAAAGAUUUACCAAAGCGGUGGCGAAAUUUAGCGCAAAAUUCAUGAAAGCUGCCAUUGAAAUGGGACUGAAACCGGAGGACAGUUUCUGCGAUUCCUCUUCUUCUCCCUCGUCCAACUCUUCAUUUUUCUCGUCGGAUUGCGCUUGUUCAUCUUCGUGUACCUGUUCCGAGUGUUGUACCACGACCGACACUUCGAUAUGCAGUUGUUCGGACUGCUGUCUGAAAACCAAUGAAAUAUGUUCCACUUGCGAUUCAUCAAAUUUGGAAACCACAAGCGACGCAACGUCCAGCGGUAGCUCGUCUCCGUCGUCCGUUGAUUAGACGUCGCUCGAUGAAAAAUUAACCAUGAUAAUCUGAAUCUUAUAUUUCUUCGCCUUAUUUAUUCUAUUCAUACCUCCAGAUGUCCCAGGAACGGUCUUCUUAUUUUUAUUUAUUUGAUGUUUCUAGAAUUGAAUUUUUAUGGAAAAAUUAAUGCGAGUGCUGAAUCGUGCAAUUUUAUGUUGCAAAUUAUUUGUUAUUUAUUUCUCUUGUUUUCUCGAUUGUUCGAAUAUCUUCGUUAAUUUAGAUUAGAUCAAAAAAUAAUUGUGCACUCAACGAUCGUUGUUAAGUUGAGGCAAACGUAUAUUUUUUAUGAGUAAAAAAAAAAAAAAAUCAUUUCAUUCGCAUAAGUAUUUUUCCUUCGAUUUGUUUUAUUUCGGUUGAUUAUUUCAUUUCUUUUCCUUCUUAACUCGUCGUUUUUACCUCAAAUCUGGGUGCGAUCGUUGGCCCGUUGAAAAUUACGUGGGAAAAAAUGACGUGACAAAAAUAUACGGUGGGUGUAUUACGAUGAACCCGAAAAUUGAGAACGAGACCUCAUCAUUUUUCUGGUCAUCGCGUAGCUUGCCGAGAAAUUUAUUGGAUUCAAAAUGUGUUUUCAAUUUUUGGAAUCUUCGAAACUAAGCCAAGUGCGGCCCGUCCGAGAAUAGGUCGAGAAAUAUUUGUCGCGCUGCAAUUUUAUCCAAAUUUUUUUUUUCCAUUUGGCGUGAUAAAUUUCGCGGGUAAUGAUUAUAACUGUACUUCAAACUAGAAAUUUCAACGCUUGUACCUAAUAAACCGAAAAAUAAAUGGUAAAAAAAUUCAUCGAUCCAUAAAUUAAACGCGCUUGUUUAAAAUAGAGAAGAUUUAUAAAUACGUGUUACCAUACGUGAUACGGGUACGCGGUGAACUGCACGUAACUGAAAAAAAUUUGAAGGAAAAAAAAAAAAGAAGUCAAAAAGUUUCGACCGGUUUAUCAAUUUUCUACUGUGAUUUGAAAAAUGUCGAGGAAACCCGUGUUUUCAACGUUUUCGUCGGAUCUGCGAGACUGCAGGGGGUAUACGAUAUCGCGUAAUGUACCUACGUACGUCUGCGCGUUCUACGAUUGGAGGCUCCCCUAUAUAAGCGACGUCAAGCGUCCCGACGCUGCAGACGCUAAUAACGCGCACCAUUGAAAAUGUCAACGAAAGCUCUGGCUUUGCAUGAGGUAUACGUAUAGCUACACGGUGAUAAUUUCAAUGAGAUGAUACCGAGUGACGAUGAUGAAGUUGGUAUUUUGAAAAUUCAGAAAUAAAACGAAUCACUUAAACUAUGAUU
Molecule: messenger RNA, 2772 nt
Organism: Athalia rosae (coleseed sawfly)
Lineage: Eukaryota; Metazoa; Arthropoda; Insecta; Hymenoptera; Athaliidae
Exons: 3
Coding region: 529-1482 (317 amino acids)
Source: RefSeq, a predicted model, not a curated record